Salpingoeca rosetta is the source of this 9391-nucleotide messenger RNA. Its product is annotated as TK protein kinase. The coding region runs from base 351 to 8987 and encodes 2878 amino acids. Gene Ontology annotation, cellular component: signaling receptor complex. Gene Ontology annotation, biological process: cell surface receptor protein tyrosine kinase signaling pathway; multicellular organism development; positive regulation of kinase activity. Lineage: Eukaryota; Choanoflagellata; Craspedida; Salpingoecidae. The record is from RefSeq and is a predicted model, not a curated record. Gene Ontology annotation, molecular function: protein binding; ATP binding; transmembrane receptor protein tyrosine kinase activity. The transcript has 4 exons.
CAACACCCAAACCACCGACCAUUGAUUGAUGUGAUUUCUUCCCUCCCACCUUCACUCCCUCUCUUGGCUGAUGUUUAAUGGACAUCAAACGGUGAUCAGAGACACCGCCUGCUGCAGUGCGCAUCGGUACGCAAGCAAGCAACCCAGCAAACAAAGCAGCAACACUCCUCGAAGGACUCAGGACCGCCUUCGCGCGUGCCCAUUGAUAACGGAAACGUGUCAUUCUGGCACGACUCAGAAAGCUGUUCCACGCAGCAGCUGUGCUGAUAACGCCAGCCGAGCACAGCAACACUGAGCAAGAAAAGACAGCAAUACCCGCAGGCAACAUCCGGCGUUCGUCUUCCUCGCUGAUGACGACGAUGCCGCUCCACGCCCUGCGGCACGAUCGUGCGAGGACCCAGCGCCGUCGCGAGGCAGCCCAACACACUGCCAUGGCGGCGGUGGUGGUCGCCACGUUGUGCCUCCUUGCGUUUGCAUGCACGCACGCAUCCGCGCAGGUGCAAACUACCGUCUGUGGCAGCACCGAAUGCACAGAGACGGAGUUUUGCCAGGACGACGCCAGCUGCUCCCCAUGCACGGAUUGCUUCACCAACGGCAACGUCGGCGACAUUUACCGCACACCCUGCCUCGUGUCGUGCACCUCCUCCUCGUGCCCGUGCUCGGAGGAGGAGACAUGCAGUUUCGACACAAACGAGUGCUUGUCGUGCGAUCCCUGCAUCAACGACCCGCUCUUCCCUUACCCGAGCUACUGCGAGGAUAGCCCCUGCUUCCGCUCCGAAAGCUUUGGCCAGAUGAUCUGCCCUGAUGACGGCUCUGAUCCUGCGCAGGGCGAACCCUACUUUGUCGACGGCGACACCCUGUCGUUUCAUCAGGCAAUCGAGAUGGCCAACAGCAACUGCGACCACAACGAGAUUGUGCUGCAGCAGGAGCUGAUUGAGUUUGAGUCGUCCUUCCCACCCAUCACCUCCCCCGUCACCAUCCGCGCAGAGUCCCAGACGCGCCUCAUCAUGUACGCCAGCUCGCAGUACGACGGCUUUCGCGUCUUCACGGGGCCCUUCACCCUCACGGGAAUCGUCAUGGAAGGAUUCACAGACGCGGUCGUCACAUACACCCCGCGCACCACCAUCGAAAGCGUGCUGAUGCAGGACUGCGACGAGGGCGUGCACAUCACCAACCUUGCGUCAGGCGCGGUCCUGCGUGACGUGGACGUCUAUCGCCCUUCCCGCGGUGUCUACGUGUCGGGCGGCUUCCACACGCUCGAGCGCGUGCGCGUGUACGAUUCGUUCGGCGACGGCAUCGUCGUACACAACGCGACGUACGUCACCCUGUCCGACUGCCAGGCCGUGGGCUGUGAUGGCAACGGUCUCGCUGGCUCCAACACCAUCCAGCUCACCGUCACCGGCGGCGUGUUUGGAGAGCCAGCGAACGUCUCCCCUCCCACAGAGGUGCCACCCUCAACAGGCGACGCAACCACCACCACCACAACGACGACGACGACAACAACAACAACAACAACAGCGGGGCCUCCAACCUCCUCCCCUGCCAGCGGCUCCACGCCCACGCAAACAACGACAACCCGCACGACAACCACGUCAACAACAACAACGACAACGGCAGCUCCCAGCGGUGGCGGCAACGCGCAGUCUGGCAUCUCGCUCACCUACACGUACCGCGCCGUUAUCCAGGGCGCCUCGUUCCACUCCAACGCACAGGCGGGCAUCAGCGUGGGCGCCGGCUGUGGUGACGUGUCCGUGUACACGUGCGUGUUUGGUGACGACACCAACUUCAACGGCGUCCACAACAUGGCUGUGGAGGACUCGCACGACAUCACCAUUGGAGGCAUUGGCCCCCUGGGCAACACAUUCAACGGCAACGCCCUGUACAUGCAGGCGCACCUGUACCUGGCCCGCUCUCGCAUGAUCACCGUCUACAACAACGCCUUCACCUCCACCGCCACCGCUGGCGUUGCGGGGCAGACGGGCCAGCAGACGUCUACCUUCAUCGGCAUCAGCAUCAGCGAGUGCGAGAACGUGGACAUGGGCAACGCAGCAGACGCCGCCCUGCCCACCGUGCCGUACCCGCGCGCCAACGUGCUCUCAGACACGCUCUGCGCUGCGGAGGUGGCCGUGUCGUCAUCCAAGACGGUGUCCAUCGCAGCCAACUACAUUGGCCUCGGCAUCCUGCCAGAGACGGGCGAGCGUACACGGCGCUCCUUCGACGGCUCCACGUACACCACCGCCGAAGAAGUGGUGCGCAUCUCAGACACAACCACCUUCACCGUCACCUUCAACGUCAUCUCUGCGGUGGAGGCAACGGCGCUCCUGCGCCUGCAGAACUCGUUUGUCGGCGCCGUCAGAGACAACACCAUCGUGGGCGCUGGCAUGGCCGCGGACUUGCCUGCCCCCACCACGGAGUCGCAGGUGGGCGUGAUGCGCGGUGUGGACGUCACUGGCGGCGUUGCCGACAUCGUCCUGAGUGGCGGCAACGUCAUUGCUGCGAACACGGGCGUUGUUGUCGACUGCUACUUCCAGUACGUGGCGAGCCUGGAGUUGCCGGAUGACACCUCUGUCCGCGUGUAUGGCAGCAGCAUCUGCGUUGACACGGACGGCAUCACCGCCAUCUCCGGCUGCGCCAUUGGCGUGAACGUCACCCAGAACGUGGACGACGCGCUGGUGGGCGUGGGGAGCGAGGCGCCAAACCUCGUGUAUGGGCUCGACGUUGCCGUCCUCACCUCUGGCCGCGCCGUGAUCGAGAACAACUACGUUGGCGUGAGUGUCGACGGCGAUGCAACCUUGGUGUCGGACAACACUGCCGGGUUCCGCCGCCGCCGUAAUGCCCUCGCCACGUCCUUCGACUUCAACGGCAGCGAGAGCCUGGCCCAGUCCACGCACGGCGGCGCUGUUGGCAUCCACAUGGACGCGUCGGGUGGCGGCGACGGCGCCUACCUCUUUGGCAACGUCAUUGCCGGCUUUGGGGUUGCGGGCAUCCGUCUCAGCUUCCUCUCCUACCCGUACUUCUUUGGCAUCAGCAACAACCUCAUCGGUACAGACGUCUCGGGUGCCAACGCCCUGCCCAACUGGGACGGCAUUCGCGUCGACAACGGCACGCAAGGCCUCGGCAUCAAGGGCUACAACGUCAUCAGCGGCAAUGCCCGGUACGGCGUGUACAUGGAGAGCGUGCAGUUCGUCUCUGUGCAAGGCAGCGCCAUUGGCCUCGCCGCUGACGGGCGACGUGAGCUGCCGAACCAAGUUGCCGGCGUGCACGUCGUUGACUCGAGCAGCAUCGAGAUUGGCGAGCCAGACUACCCCCUCGGCACCAGCGACAGCGGCGUGCAUGUGCCGUCGCCCGACUACCCGGCCGCUGCCGCCGUGUUCCCGUUCCCCGUCGGCAACGCCAUUGCAGCCAACGGGGGCGAGGGCGUCAGCUUCCUCCGCUGCGCCAGCUGUCGCGUGCAGCACAACUUCAUUGGGCUUGGCGUGAGCCUGAGCAAGCUGACCCUCACCUCGCGCGGCAACCAGGGCGGCGGCGUGCUCCUGGUGGACUCCAACGACGCCGUGGUGCUCAACAACACCAUCGCCGACAACAACAUGUUUGGCGUGAGUGUGCAGCACUCCAACAACACGGCGUUUGCUGGCAACCGCAUUGGCACCGACGCCUCUGGUGACCUGCGUGCCGGCAACAAGGGCAACGGCGUGGAGCUUGCAGACUGCGCGGGCGUCGUGUUUGAGCACGCGUACCAGCGCUACACGCAGGACGGCAGGACGAAUGUCACCGUCAACGUCGUCUCCGGCAACGAACAGGCUGGUGUUGUGGACCGCUGCGUGGGCACCAAGUUCAGGGCGGGCCACUUUGGCAUCAACUUGGAAGGCACGCGCCGCAUCCCAAACAGAGGCAGCGGCAUUGUGCUCAUGGGUGCAACCGGCACCACCAUCGGAACCCUUGCCGGCGAGAGCUCGGGCAGCACCAGCGGCGAAUACUACUACGAGGAGUACUACUAUUACGAGGGCAAUUACCAGACGGGCGGUGGGACCUACUCCGGUGGCGCGCCGUCUGGUGGGCAGCGAAGUGUGCUUGCAGCCAGCGGCAACAACGAGCACGGCAUCCUCAUGCGCUCUGCGUCACAGGUGAACGUUGGCGAAGCGCUGAUUGGUCUGGGUGCAGAUGGCACGACACGCAUCGGCAACAGGAAGGCGGGUAUCAAGCUGCAGUUGUGCAGUAAAAUCUCGCUCGGGAGCGUCAGCUCUGACGUCACAAACCCGCUUCCAACCACCACCACCUCAUCGACAACGAUCGCAACAACAACAACGAUCGCAACAACAACGACAACGUACUCCCCGCCAAUCAACCCUCGCCCAACCACAGCCACCAGCACGACGACCACUUCCACCGUUGCACCCCUCCGGCGCCGUCGUAGCAACGAUGAACAAGACCAAGAACAACUGCAGCAACAAGAUGACGCUGCAAGUGCCGUCGCCCCGGCUGCUGCCGCUGCUCGUGUUGAGGGAGACGAGAGUGACAUUGUUGUUGAGGAUUCAAGUUCGCUUGCAGACACGUUCACACACGUGCGCGAGCGGCGUGAUCUGGGCUUUGAAGGGCUGCUCAUCAUCGGCGCGAAUGACCAGGAUGGCAUUGAUGUGGACAACAGCGACACGGUGUUCAUCGUGGGUGUGCAGAUUGGCCUGUCGGAUAACGUGCCUGCAGGAAACGGCGAGAACGGCAUCCGCGUCCGUCCCGGCUCACAGGUGACGGUUGGCGGCGACAGCACCGUGCUGGUGGUGCUGAUUGCGAACAACGGGGAGUACGGCCUGCUGAUUGAGGAGAACGCGCAGGCGCUGUACCGCUCCGUUGGGUUUCUCAACAACGGCGACGGCACCGUGCAGACCCUCGGCCAGCAGCAGGAGGACCGGCCCACCAUCCAGAUUGGCACCUUUGAGGCGACGCGCGCGCAGUCGCUCAUCUCCGUGCCGAGCGGCGGCGUGUAUGUGAUCCAGGUGUUUGCUGCGAGCCAGUGCCUGGUGCGCUCGAGCAUGGGCCAGGCGGAGCGGCUCAUCACCACCAUCCUGGAGACGUUUCCGUCGGCAGUGUCCCGGCAGCUGACGCAGCUGACCUGGUCCCGUGCCCAGGGGGAGGUGAUGGAUGGGGAGGUGAUCACCGCCACCGUGGCGUCCUUCGAUGGCUCCGUCACGUCGGAGUUUGCCAAUUGCCGCGGGCCCUCCCGCAAUUUGCGCCUGUGUGCGCUGUGCGUGUGCUACGACACGACAGCAGACUGCCGCGGCCAGCUCUCGUUCCUGCCAACCGGUGUGCAGAACCCCAACAUCACGGAGCUUCUCCUCGACAACAACAUGGACCUCUCUGCGGUCCCGGACUUUGUUUUUUCAGACUUGCCCAACCUGGAGACGCUGAGCCUGGCGAACCUGCCGAGCCUUGACUUUGACGAGGACCUCUUGGCCCGCAUUUCGGGCCUAUCGACGCUGCAGUCGCUCAACCUGUCCUCCAACGGCAUUUCAACGCUCAACGGCUUCACCAUCCCGCCGUCUCUCGAGCGCAUCGACCUGAGCGACAACCGGUUCACAACCAACCCGCUCACCUUUGGCGAUGACACGGUGCUGGAGCAGCUGUUGCUGGACUCCAACCUCUUUGCCGUCCUGAACACCGACGAGUUCUUUGGCGCAACGGCCCUGACGGGACUGUCCAUCCGCAGGAACAUCAUUGCCCUGGUGGAGUCUGGCGCCUUCAACGGCCUCGAGUCCCUCCAAGUCUUGGAUGUGAGCCAGAACCUCAUCACAAACGUCACAUAUGCACCCGACAUUCUUCGCGGCCUCAACAGCCUGACCGCGAUCAACUGGUUCGGCGACAUGUGCCCGCAAGGUUACGUCAACGCGUUCAGCUCUGGUGGCAGCAUCUGUCUGCCGUGUCCGCAGGGCACCUAUGUGGACGCUGGCUUAGGUAGCCUGCUCGACUGCACGCCCUGUGCUGCGGGUCAGGUCGACGACGACCGCGAUGCCGUUACGCCGUGCGUGGCCUGCCCCGUCGACACGUUCACGCAGCCGGGCAGCUUUGGGUCGUGCAACAGCUGCGCGAUUGACGAGCUGGACGAGGACCAAGACCCGUCCACCCCGUGCAUCCGCUGCCAGCCAGGCACGUUUGCAAACCGCACCAGCCUUGUGUGUGAAUCAUGUGGACCCUUUGGCACGGACGACGACCGCACGCCAGGAACGCCCUGUAUCCUGUGCACGGACGGGCUGAUUGCGCCCAACGGCACGGUUGGCCCCUGCAUCUCCAAGGGAAGCGGGGCGAGCGCGUCUACGGGGAGCAUGAUUGGGGCGAUUGUCGGCGCCAUUGCAGCCGUUGCGGCGGUGAUUGUGCUCAUUGUGCUGUACGUUGCCCGGCGCAAGGUGCGGCGUGUCAAGGAGGAGCAGGCGCGUGCGCUGCGCGAGAUUCAGCAGAACGCGCGGUCCGAGUUUGAGCGGCUGCUGUCGUCCAAGUACGACGCGCACCAGAAGCGGGAGGCCGCGUCCAGGUUCGACCGCCUGCAGAUCCCACGCACGGCGUUCCGGACGGUGCGGGAGCUUGGUGCCGGCGAGUUUGGUGUUGUUGAGCUUGGCGAGAUGGAGGGGAAGAACGACCCCGUGGCCAUCAAGCGGUUGCACGAGAAGGGCGUGGAUGCGGACGAGCAGACCAAGUUCCUGCAGGAGGCGCGGCUCAUGGCCAUUAUGGAGCACAAGAACAUUGUGCAGCUGCUUGGCGUGUGCACGCUCGAGCAGCCUUUCCUGAUGGUGCUUGAGUACAUGUCCAAUGGUGACCUGCGCAGCUACCUCAAGCAGCAGGCGCGCGCUCGCACGCACGCACAGCCGGACGUACUGACUGUUGCCGUGAUGAACGUGGCCUCCGCCAUGCAGUAUCUGGAGGAGAAACACAUUGUGCACCGCGAUCUUGCCGCGCGCAACGUGCUUGUUGGCGACAGCCUGCCCGAUGUGAAGCUUGCUGACUUUGGCAUGAGCCGGCCCCUGGAUGACAAGGAGUACUACCGCAAGCAGAGCAGCGACCGCGUCCCCGUCAAGUGGAUGGCGCCGGAGAGCAUCCGCGACAAGACAUCGACACACGCGGGCGACGUGUGGAGCUUCGGCGUGCUGUGCUGGGAGGUGUUUUCCUUUGGGCAGACGCCAUACCCUGGCUACCGCGCACUGGAGACGAUUGUCGCCGUCGCCAGCGGUUACCGCAUGCCGCGCCCAGACUACUGCCCGCCGAGCGUGUACAGCGUGGUGGAGGCAACGUGGCUCGCCGACCCGGCAGAGCGACCAAACUUUGCGCUGGUGUGCAAGCUGCUGCAGGACGCGCUUGACAACAUUGACGCAACGGAGGUGAGCGCGCCAAUGGUCGGCCACUCGACGCUCAAGAGCACGGGCCGGUACAAGGACUGGGAGGCGAUUCGCAGGGAGAACGCGGCAUAUGUCGACGACAUCAGCAAGAACCGCACCAUGCAGUCAACGCGCCUGGACGAGGCAGACAGGAGGUACCCAGCGCGGCAGGUGGGCGCAGACACGCCACAAACGGUGCCGCACCCGGGCUCCUCGUCUGCGUCGUCAACUUCCAACAGCCGUGGUGGACACACGGGCCCAUCAUCCAUCGCCACAGAUGCCCAACAACAGCAGCAGCAAGAGCAGAAGCAGCAGCACGGUGGUGAUCGCCGCCCCUUGUCAAGCACAAGCGCAAGCGCAAGCACAAGCAGCCGCAGCCGCGUGCUGAACCUCGGUGGCCCUUCGCUGUGGCAGAGCACCGACACGGAUGUUGGCGAUGGCGAAGCGGUGGAGGAUGAGGGCGGUGACGAGGGUGAUCGCGUUGCGUCCAACCCCACGUAUUCGCCGAGUGGCGGGAUGGGCAUUGGUGACGACUUGCACGAGUAUGUGCAGCUUGUGACGGGCCAGAAGCUGCCGCCACUCAUGGAGCGGCGAGAGGACGGGACGUACCGCCGGGCACAGUCGAAAUCGCCCGCCAGCGACGCCGGCAGGGCUGGCGCUGCUGGCAUGACGCCAAUGUCCUCAUCGUCAACAACGACAGCAACACAGGAGACGAGGUUUGAUGGGGCGUCGCGUCCAAAGGAGGAGCGUGACUACCUGGAGCCGGUGUCUGCUACCAACGCAGCCAAGGCUGUCAGCGUCAGUGCGAGCGACAAGGGCGCCGAACGCGACUACCUUGAACCUGUGCCUGUGCGCAAGUCCAAGCAAGUGGAGGAACGCGACUACUUGGAGCCUGUGCCUGCGCGCAAGUCCAAGCAAGUGGAGGAACGCGACUACUUGGAGCCUGUGCCCGCGCGCAAGUCCACGCAAGUGGAGGAACGCGACUACUUGGAGCCUGUGCCUGUGCGUGACUCCAAGGAGGGUGCGGCGCCUGCCCACCGCUUGAUCAAGCGCGAAUCCGGGUCUGUGCUGUAUCCUGGAGGAGGUCCAGACAACGAGCAACUGCUGCCGCCUAUUGCUGAGCGAACCUCGCUCCAACACCACCACCCUCGCCACCACCAUUCCGGCCACCACCACCGCCAUCACCAGCAGCAGCGUGAGGAGCCCGAGGAGCCCGAGGAGCGUGAUUACUUGGAGCCUGUCACAGACGUCUCACGCCUCCUCUCCACCAGUUCUCGCCAGCACUUUGUUGCUGCUGAUGACGAUGAUGACGGCCACCCCCACCACGAGCAGCGUCACAAACGCGGCGGUGGGCGCGAGGACUCGUAUCUUGAUCUCAUGGCGCCGGAGGUGCGUGAGGUUUCGUCGUCCCAUCUCGCCAAGCGCGACGGCGGCGAGGACGAGGGCGAGCAGGCAUACCUCGACUUGAUGGCGCCAAGCGUGCGGGAGGUGUCGUCCAGCGAUGUCUUCAAGGGCAGCGAUGCCAGCCAUGCAAGUGGCAAUGGUGAUGGUGGUGGCAGUGAUGAGUCUGUCGAGUUUGUUGAUGCAAACGGAAAGAAGAAGAAGCUUACAAACGUCGUGGCUGUCUAAUCUGGUGUGAGUGUGUGUAUGUGAGUGAGUGUGUGUGUGUGUGUGUGUGUGUGUGAGUGUGUGUAUUCUUGUGUGUGUGUGUGUGUGUGUGUUGUUCGUAUGGGACUUUUUUUUGUGUGUGUGUAUCAUUUCUCGCCGCGUCUGUCAAAUCAUCUCAUAAUCGCACGUGUCCAUUGUCCAUUUUUGUUACAUUUGCGGUGGUUGUCUGGAUUGUGUUACUGCGCUUAGUUUGCGUCCAUGUCUUCUGUCUUUACAUGGCUGCAUCAGCUGUGCACGUGUGUGUGCGUGUGUCGAUUGUUAUCCUUUGUGGCCACUUUUGAUUUCGUUACGUACUUGAGUGUUACUUUUCUGUGCGUGUUGUGUUCUUGUCGAACACAGCCGGCAGUAAACACAUGUGAGUGAGA